GAGCACUGAGGCGCUUCCUCUCCUGGGCCAGCAUCUGAGUGAUAAGAACACAGAAGCUAGUUCUGCCUGUGGCUGGCAACAUGAAGGACGAAGUGGCUCUUCUGGCUACCGUCACCCUCGCGGGAGUUCUGUUGCAAGCCUACUUCUCCCUACAGGUGAUCUCUGCGCGAAGGGCUUUCCACGUGUCGCCGCCGCUCACCUCUGGCCCUCCCGAGUUCGAGCGCGUCUUCCGAGCCCAGGUAAACUGCAGCGAGUACUUUCCGCUGUUCCUCGCCACACUCUGGGUCGCCGGCAUCUUCUUCCACGAAGGCGCCGCAGCCCUGUGCGGACUGUUCUACCUGUUCGCGCGCCUCCGCUAUUUCCAGGGAUACGCGCGCUCGGCGCAGCUCAGGCUGACACCCCUCUACGCGAGCGCGCGCGCACUCUGGCUGCUGGUGGCGAUGGCUGCACUGGGCUUGCUAGUCCACUUCCUCCCCGGCACGCUACGGACCGCGCUCUUCAGAUGGCUCCAGGUGUUCCUGCCGAUGGCCUGAGGCGAAGGCCCUCCGAGUCAGCAGGAACUGGAGAUCUUCGAACAAAACGCUGGGGUGCCCGCCUCCGAAUCCCAGUUUUUAAUUAAAAGUUCCCACGACGGUUCCGUCUGCA
Mus pahari (shrew mouse) is the source of this 645-nucleotide messenger RNA. It is a transcript of the gene Ltc4s, whose product is annotated as leukotriene C4 synthase. The transcript has 5 exons. Gene Ontology annotation, cellular component: membrane; nuclear envelope; endoplasmic reticulum. Gene Ontology annotation, biological process: leukotriene biosynthetic process. Lineage: Eukaryota; Metazoa; Chordata; Mammalia; Rodentia; Muridae. The record is from RefSeq and is a predicted model, not a curated record. Bases 81 to 533 code for a protein of 150 amino acids. Gene Ontology annotation, molecular function: glutathione peroxidase activity; glutathione transferase activity; leukotriene-C4 synthase activity.